Molecule: messenger RNA, 1287 nt
Organism: Pteropus alecto (black flying fox)
Lineage: Eukaryota; Metazoa; Chordata; Mammalia; Chiroptera; Pteropodidae
Product: olfactory receptor 3A3
Exons: 3
Coding region: 1-1287 (428 amino acids)
Biological process (GO): G protein-coupled receptor signaling pathway
Cellular component (GO): membrane
Molecular function (GO): olfactory receptor activity; G protein-coupled receptor activity
Source: RefSeq, a predicted model, not a curated record
AUGUGGCACGGGCAGUGCGUGCUUCCGGGCCGGGUGGAGAUGCAGCUCCAGAGGCUGAAGGAUCAAGAGACAUACUCGUCGUCGUCUUGUAUCCUUUUCAACGAGCCCCUGAGGCCCAGUGGCCAACGGAUUGCCGCUCAUGGAUGGCGCCUUAACCGCAAUUCCCUCAGCAUGAUCAAUGUGCCUUUCCAGUCCCACCUGGAGGCAGAGAUAGUCCGCUUGGCCAUGGACAUAGAGAACCCACCUCAUCAGCACGCCGUUCAAAUUGAGUUCAGAGUGCAAGGCAGGAUCCUGGCUGUGUCAGUUCUGGAAUGGGCCAACAUGGGGGUGCAAGUUUCUGUGUGUGGUUCCAUACAGCUGGAGAAUGAGACCUUAGUGUCCCAGUUUCUUCUGGAAGGAUUGACUGACACAGAGGAGUUGAAGCCCUUGCUCUUUGCCACCUUUCUGCUGGUCUACAUAGUGGCUGUGGUUGGGAACCUGGGCAUUUUCUGCCUUAUUGUAAUAGACUCCCGACUCCACACUCCCAUGUACUUCUUCUUAGCCAACCUUUCACUGCUGGACACUGCCUAUAUCUCCAAUACGGUGCCCCAGGUGCUAGUGCAUUUGCUGGCACCAGUGCGGACAAUGUCCUAUCGUGCUUGUCUAACCCAGAUAUUCUUUCUCCACUUCCUGGCGCCCUGGGAGUGCUUUCUGCUCACAGCCAUGUCCUAUGACCGCUAUGCAGCCAUCUGCCAGCCACUCCACUACCUAGUCCUCAUGGGCCAAAGAACCCGGACAGGACUAGCUGUAAUCUCCUGCCUUCUUGCCUUGGCCAAUUCACUCACCCACACAAUCCUUGCUGCUCUACUCAAGUUCUGCAGGCCUCGCCUCAUCACCCACUUCUUCUGUGACCUCCCUCCACUUCUCAAACUCUCUUGCUCCAGUACACAAGCAAAUGAACUUGCACUAUUCUUCUUCAGUUUUCUGGUGGCUCUUGCACCCUGCACCCUGGUUGUGAUCUCCUAUAUACACGUUGUAGCUGCUGUUCUUAGGAUUCGCUCUGCCGAGGGCCGAAGAAAAGCCUUUUCCACCUGUGGCGCUCAUAUCACUAUGGUCUGUAUUUUCUAUAUCACUUCAGUCCUCUGCUACAUUCUUCCCAGUUCCGCAUACUCCGGCUUGCGAGACCGGGUGCUCUCUGUGCUGUAUGUGGUCCUCACUCCCAUGCUCAACCCCAUCAUCUACAGUAUGCGAAACAAAGAUGUAAAGAGGGCUUUGUUCAAGGCCCUUGGGAAAGAAAGUGACUCCUAA